Molecule: messenger RNA, 1388 nt
Organism: Amyelois transitella
Lineage: Eukaryota; Metazoa; Arthropoda; Insecta; Lepidoptera; Pyralidae
Gene: Phf5a
Product: PHD finger-like domain-containing protein 5A
Exons: 3
Coding region: 166-498 (110 amino acids)
Biological process (GO): mRNA splicing, via spliceosome
Cellular component (GO): U2 snRNP; U12-type spliceosomal complex; catalytic step 2 spliceosome
Source: RefSeq, a predicted model, not a curated record
AUGACGUGUAAAUUUGACAAGAGAAAGAAUUCAACAUUUUAGGUUAUGUUAAGCUAUUCUUAAUGCUUUAUUUAUUAUUUGCUUCGGUUUCGUUCAUUCGAGAUCGAUAUUUGGUGUGAAUAUCUAGUAAGGACUUCCAAUUUUUACCGUACUUUAUCAACGAAUAUGGCUAAGCAUCAUCCCGAUCUUAUCUUCUGCAGAAAACAACCCGGCGUUGCUAUCGGUCGCUUAUGUGAAAAAUGCGACGGUAAAUGCGUAAUUUGCGAUUCAUACGUACGACCGUGCACGCUGGUUCGUAUUUGCGAUGAAUGUAACUAUGGCUCAUAUCAAGGAAGAUGCGUCAUAUGCGGAGGUCCAGGCGUCUCAGACGCGUACUACUGCAAAGAGUGUACUAUACAAGAGAAAGAUAGAGACGGGUGUCCAAAGAUCGUGAAUUUGGGCAGCUCCAAGACAGAUCUGUUCUACGAGAGAAAGAAAUAUGGAUUUAAGCGGCACUAGCAGUAGGGUUCUUUUUUAGUUUUUAUUAUAAAGACAUUUUUAUUUUGUGAUUUUUAAGUCUAAUAGCUUAAGAAAGCUAUGUUGUUUAUACUAAUUAUUCAAUUAUUCAAAAACAACCCUGUAAAAUGAUAUAGGGUUCGGUUUUUUGCCCCCUCUAGUCUAUCUAUGGUCGACAGCAUACCAACUGCAGGGGAAACUCACUUUUAUUAAAAGGGGUAAAAAGACCAGAUAGUACUCGCUCUGAAUAAUGUUGGCUGGUGGACUUGUGCGGUCAUAAAAAUGGGUAAAACCACCACAAAAGCCAAGAUGCAGGUGUUUAUUUUUAAUAGCACUGUGUAACUGGCCAACGAUACUUGUCCUGACAGAAUUUAAGAUAAAAAAUAUAUUUGACUAGAGGCCGCCCGCGAUUCGGUCCGCGUGGAAUAAAUCCAGCGGGAACUCCGGGAUAAAAAGUAACCUUUAUGUUAUUCUACGUCUUCAGCUACCUACAUACCAAAUUUAAUCGUAAUCGGUUCAGUAGUUUUUGCGUGAAAUAGUAAUAAACAUCCAUACUGACAUACUCACAAACUUUCGCAUUUAUAAUAUUAGUAGGAUAGAUAUUAAUUAUCUAGAAAUACUUUCCAUCAUAUAUGACUUAUAUAUUUCCUUUUUUUUCUUUAUUUAAUUUAGGGAUUUCUGUGUUUGUAUACCUUGUAAAGUAUAAUAUUUAUGAUUGUAUAAAUCAUACUUGUAACCGAAAUUUAAAUAAUAGUUAUUACAUUUCUGUGGAAUUGUAAAUUUUGAAAUUUCUUGUAAUCACAGAGUUAUUCAUACUAUUACUGUAUUGUAGAAAGUACCUCAUAAAAAUAAAUACAUAAAACAAUAAAAUAAAAUACAGUUGUGCAAACUCA